AUGACUGGCGGGUUCAGAAGUUUAUCUUUCGCCAACUAUGGUCCAGUUUGGAGACUGCAGAGACAGAUGACUUUGAAGGCUCUCAGGACCUACUUGGCGGGUGAUAAAUUGGAAACAUACACGAGGUCUGCUUUUGAGGAAGUCGCAAACCUGAUUGAAAAGGAGGCCGAUCCGUUUGAAUUAGACGUUUACAUCCGGUUACUUGUCUUCAACAUCGUCUGCAGGAUGGCGUUUGGGAAAAGCUACACAAUUGACGAUAAGGAAUUUAUCUGGUUAAAGGACAAAAUUGACGAAAUUAAUGGAAAGCUAUUGGCAGGACCCAUUCCCUCUGACGUCAUCCCUGCCUUGAAACAUUUUCCUAUCCCAUCAUCUGUCAUGGCAAAACAAAUUACGAAGGAAGUGGGUGCCUUCCUCAAAGUUAACCUCGAAGAACACAAGGCAACUUUAAACACAGGUGACGCAAGAGACAUAAUGGACCAAUUUUUGCUACUGAAGGAGGAGCUGACACCUGAAAGCGAUGACAACGCCAAGGAGGCGCUUUCUGACACUAGAAUCAUGCUCACCUUAUUGGACAUAAAUAUUGGGAGAAAGAAUGAGGAACACCACGGGUAA
Molecule: messenger RNA, 612 nt
Organism: Lingula anatina
Lineage: Eukaryota; Metazoa; Brachiopoda; Lingulata; Lingulida; Lingulidae
Product: cytochrome P450 1A1-like
Biological process (GO): hormone biosynthetic process; progesterone metabolic process
Molecular function (GO): heme binding; steroid 17-alpha-monooxygenase activity; iron ion binding
Source: RefSeq, a predicted model, not a curated record